UGCUGAAAAAUUAUCAAUUUUGUAGUCGAUUGUCGAUUGCGAGUUUUCUUAUCGCGAUUCUUAUCGUUUGUGGUGCAUUUUGCAGAAUUUCGAUUUCGAUUAACUCACCCGAACUUCUUGUGAAAUAUCGCGAAUCGUUUGUCGAAUUAUUUGCCUGGUUUUGUAACAGUUCACUGUUAAGAACUUGAUAUCAUUAGAAUUUGGAGAAUAAGAGCUUAUAUAUCUAUACAUAUAUAUAAUGAAUAAAGAUCCAUCUUCGUCAUCACCCUGGUGGAACAGCAAACGAUUACGUUUGGAUGAUGGCUGCAAUAACAAUCUAAACAGCACUUUCAACAAUGAUUCUCGAAAUAGCUCAAAGUGGCCAUAUUCGGGAAAUGCCAGUCUUAUAGAACCUGAAAUCCUGGAAGACAUGGGUGUUGGUAUGCUGGAAGAUGGAGUAGCAAACUACGAAAGUACAAAGAGACUACAAUCUGAACAGUGUACAAUUUUAUCAGAGAAUUUAGACAGUAAUACUAGACCAAUAAUAGAUGAGCCUGAUGUCUUUGAAUAUCAAGAGGAGGUUUAUACAAGUUCUGGUUUGGAAAUUGCGAAUGCAGACAGAGUUCAACAGGAUUCAUAUGAUAUGGAUGAUUUAGCUGCAUUUGGUAAUGCGGAGAAUGAAUCUGGCUAUUCCUCGAGAAUGGAAGCUGACUAUUUUGGAGAUCUAAAGGAGAGCUUUACUAAGGAAAAAGUCAAUACUUCUACCGAGAAAAACCAGCAAACAUGUUUAGAUCAAUUCUGUUUAUUUAGAAGAAAAAGAAAGCCUUCAACUGAGGGCGAGGACAAAUUUAAUAAACUGUCAGAUGAAAUAAUUUUAAUGAUAUUGAAAUGGUUACCUAAAAAAUGUUUGGUACGCUCUAUGUUAGUAUGCAAACGUUGGUGUCAAAUAGCUCGAGAUGAAGCAUUGUGGACUAGAUUAGACCUGGGUAGUAAAGUUUUAAAUGAAGGCACGUUAGGGCAUAUACUGCCACGAGGAGUACAAAUUCUAAGACUGGCACAGGCGGAAAUCGCGGAUCCUAUGUUUUGCGAGAGCAGCGAAGUCCUUAGCGAUCUUUAUAUCAGUAAAUUACAGUACUUGGAUUUAUCUAUGGCGGUUAUAUCGCCGGUUGGUUUAGCUGCAUUAUUAUCCAAAUGUAAAUAUCUGAAAAAAUUAUCCCUGGAAAAAUGUAUAGUAAAUAGAGAUUGCUGUAGAGCGAUUAGUGAAAACGCAGAAUUAGAAAUCUUGAAUUUAACGAUGUGCGAAAAUAUAGACAUUGGAUGUAUUACGGAUUUAAUGAAGCUUAAAUGCUUAACUGCCCUUAAUAUGUCAUGGUGUUCUCUGGAUAAUGAAUGUAUGACUGCACUUUGUCGCACAUUACCAUCAUCGAUUACACGUUUGAACAUUGCGGGAUGUAGAAAAACAAUAACUGAUGAGAACGUAAAGGACUUGUCGAAAAGGUGUCCGGAUAUUAUAGAAUUAGACUUGAGUGAUUGCGCUAUGCUUACAAUGCAUACCGUCCAUAAUUUACUGAAUUUUUCAAAACUCGAGCACUUGUCACUGAGCCGUUGUUACAGCAUUCCACAAUCGGCGUAUAUAAGAUUAGCUCAUAUGCCGUGUCUGUUGUAUUUAGAUGUUUUCGGCCUAAUGUCGGAAUCGGUGCUCAAAUCAUUACAAGCUACCUGCCGUGAACCAGAAAUUAACAAGUACCUUUAUAGCUCGGUCGCAAGGCCAACAGUCGGUAUUCGAAGAACCAGUAUUUGGGGUCUUCGAGUUAGAGAUUAAAUUUAAUAUGUAGGCAAUCCUUUCAAUUUAUUAUCAAUUUACGAGGGAUAGAUUUCAUCAGUAAAUCAAAGAAUGGAUUUGAUCAAAGGGUAACUGAUCUCUAUGUAAUAUUGCAUCUUUCUGCACGGACUGAAUACUAUACUGAUAAAAAAUGAAAUUUAAUUUAAAAAAUAAAAUACGUAUGUUCUUCCGAAAAUUUAAUAUUGAAUUGUUAUAAAUAUAUAUAGAAUUCUACAUACAGCGUGUCUCAGAUUGGCUUUCGUUAAUGACAGGCUUGAGAUCAUUUUCAGAUGAAAAUCUUAAUAAUCGUUAUCGUAAUCAUUAUGAUAACGAUAUUCUUGAUAAAUUGGUUAUGAUAGUUUUUAAAAAUAUGUUUAAUUAAUUAAUCAUGUGAAUUUGAGACAAUUUAACAUUGUUCAGCUUUAUAGAAAACAUUUUUUUAUUUAAAAACUAUAGCCUUGGUUUUUGAUAUUAGAAUUUUCAUAUCAAAACGAUCUCUAUAGUCUUAACAAGUGUCAUGGUAAGAGACAUCUUGUAUGGAUAUUUUUAAUACGAAGCAUUUGCUGAUGUUAGCAAAUUUAAUUUAUUUCGGCUGUGUAAGACUGCUUUACUUAUGGCUUUUGAUCAUGGUAUAUAAAUUGAAUUUUGUCAAGGACUUUUGUUGUAUUAUACACUAAUUCAAUAGUAAAGAUCUCAGAAAAUGAUAUAAUAAUGGCCAGAUAUGUGUUCGUAUAUUAUUUAAAACAAAGAGAAAUCAUAAAAAAACGCGAAAGCUCAAAUCUAUAAUGUGCUUGUGAUAAAACCUAUUGCCUAUUAUCAGUUAACAAUUAUAUAAACUUAUUAAUUUGUUGUCUACACAAUAAAAUUUCUUAGACUGAAAGAUUGGUAUUUUUCUGUUGGAUAUAUAUUUGUCAUCGUCAUGUUACUAUGCACAUGAAAACAUUUUUAAUUUAAAUUCUUAUAAAAUGUUUUAGUAAUCUUAUAUUAAGUGAUAAGUUUAAUUGAUUAUGCAAAUAAAUUUAAUGCAUGUUUAAUAUUCCCUCGACUGCCUUAACUAACGUUCCUUGAAUUACAACAAUAUUAAGCAUAUUUAAAUAUUUGUAUAUUAAUGAUUAUGUGUGUGAAUAUGUGUGUUGCGAUGACUAUAUAGUCAUUAAUUUUGCUCAUGUUAGAAUAGCAAAAAAGAAUUUAAUAAUAAAACUUUUGAAAAU
Messenger RNA from Solenopsis invicta (red fire ant), 3012 nucleotides. It is a transcript of the gene Skp2, whose product is annotated as S-phase kinase-associated protein 2. Lineage: Eukaryota; Metazoa; Arthropoda; Insecta; Hymenoptera; Formicidae. Bases 239 to 1801 code for a protein of 520 amino acids. Gene Ontology annotation, cellular component: SCF ubiquitin ligase complex. The transcript is spliced from 7 exons. Gene Ontology annotation, biological process: SCF-dependent proteasomal ubiquitin-dependent protein catabolic process. The record is from RefSeq and is a predicted model, not a curated record. Gene Ontology annotation, molecular function: protein binding.